This is a messenger RNA of Funneliformis mosseae, 159 nucleotides long. The record is from the annotation of a GenBank genome assembly. Lineage: Eukaryota; Fungi; Glomeromycota; Glomeromycetes; Glomerales; Glomeraceae.
AUGGUAUUGAUGUGGUGGGUCAUGGUAGGAGGUGAGGCUAUAGUUUGUUCAGGUGGAUCAGUAGAAUCGGUAGGAUUAGAGGAAUGUUAUCACGAAGGAAUAGCUGAAAUAGCUGAGAUUACCGAAAUAGGUAAAGUCAGUUAUGCAGUAUUCGGUUAA